Messenger RNA from Aethina tumida (small hive beetle), 940 nucleotides. RefSeq names its product 6-phosphogluconolactonase. Bases 192 to 899 code for a protein of 235 amino acids. Lineage: Eukaryota; Metazoa; Arthropoda; Insecta; Coleoptera; Nitidulidae. The record is from RefSeq and is a predicted model, not a curated record. The transcript has 4 exons. Gene Ontology annotation, biological process: carbohydrate metabolic process; pentose-phosphate shunt. Gene Ontology annotation, molecular function: 6-phosphogluconolactonase activity.
AAUGACUAGGCAUCGACGAACGUUCCAUCAAAGUCACAGCCACGUGAUGAACGAUUGACCUUCCCAAUUAAUUCAAAUAAAUAUUUUUUAUUCAUUAAUGAAACAGUUUACAGAUAGUUAAUUGAGACGGUCGGCCGUUGUGGUGUUGGUGUUGAGUCGGUUCAACAGUGAUUUCUUGAAACGAAGAAAAGAUGUCGAUCAUCGUGACCCAAGACCGGGACGAGGUUAUAACCAAGUUGACGCAGCUACUGGCCCACACCGCCAAUGAGAGCAUCCAGAAAAACGGCGCGUUUUAUCUCGGUGUAUCAGGCGGUUCGGUGGCGUCUUUCCUGACCCUCGGUCUGCCGAAAAUAACGACCGACUUCGAAAAAUGGAAGAUAUUCUUCUGCGACGAGCGCAUGGUACCGAUAGAAAACCCGGACUCCACCUUCGGCUUCUACAAAAAGCACCUCAUAGGUGCCGGCAACAUCGAACUGAAGGAGUCCAAUUUCGUCCAGGUCAUACAAGGUGUAACCCCCGAAGAAGCGGCCGAUGAUUAUGCGCAGAAAAUUGCUGAGUGUUUUCCCAACGCGACGCCCAAAUUCGACAUGCUCUUGCUGGGCAUGGGGCCGGACGGUCACACCUGUUCCUUGUUCCCCGGACAUCCGUUGACGGAAGAAAAGGACAAGUUGGUGGCUGCCAUCGUGGACUCGCCUAAGCCGCCCCCGGAGAGGGUCACGUUGACUUUCAAAGUCAUCAACAACGCCCGGAACUGCGUGUUCGCGAUGUGCGGGAAGGAAAAGGCGGAUAUGGUGAAAAGAAUUUUGGUUGACAAAGAGGACUUACCGUCCACAAGAGUUAAACCAGUAGGAGGCAACUUGUACUGGAUCGUCGACAAAGACGCUGGACAAUAUUUGUAGACGAAAAAAUAUUUUGUUACAAUUAAAACUUUUUUUGUAGA